Colletotrichum scovillei is the source of this 1392-nucleotide messenger RNA. RefSeq lists its product as uncharacterized. The record is from RefSeq and is a predicted model, not a curated record. Lineage: Eukaryota; Fungi; Ascomycota; Sordariomycetes; Glomerellales; Glomerellaceae. The coding region runs from base 1 to 1392 and encodes 463 amino acids. The transcript is spliced from 6 exons. Gene Ontology annotation, cellular component: extracellular region.
AUGAAGUCCAACGCGCUACUUGUCGCCAUUGGCGCCUUUUCUGGUGUCUCCAUUGCCAGAGAGCUGGAGCCCAGCGCCGAGCUGUCAGCCUGGUAUGAUACCGGUGCGGCUCACCAAGAGAGCAUGGAGCACAAGAUCGCCCAAUGGGAACAAGCCGAGGCCGAAGGAAAGUUCGAUUCGACUCAGUGGACGGGUCGCGUCAAAGACUACCUCGCAUGCAAGGAUGGCAAGGUAGAGCUCGUCAAGGGCGACCCUCUUCAGACGUUCCGAUGCAAGGAUCUCGACCUCUACGACUUUCAACCUCACGCAGCGUUUGGCAACUCAACCGGCAGAGGUUCCGGGUCGUGGGGUUGGACGGCACCAAACGGCCGGGAGUUCUCUGCCAUUGGACAACUCGAUGGCACCGCUUUUGCCGAAGUCUCGAAGCAGGGCAAGCUGAUCUACCUCGGAAAAUUGCCGUACUUCUCCGAGCCAAGCAGGUGGCGUGAGAUUAAGGCUUACAAGAACUAUCUCGUCGUCGGUAGCGAGGCGCCUGGGCACGGAAUCCAAUUCUUCGACUUGCGCAAGCUACUCGACAUCGACCCCAAGAACCCCGUUGUCUUCUCCAAUGAGAAGGAUUUGACGGCUCAUUGGACCGAAGCUCUACCCCUUGGGCGCAGCCACAACGUCGUUGUCAACGAGGAAAAGGGAUAUGCCGUUGCCGUCGGUGCCCAGCCGCGUCGCAACCUUCCAUGCGACUCUGGUCUGCAGUUCCUCGAUCUCGCCGACAUCAACAAUCCUGUCUACCUGGGAUGUGCGGCUGGCGAUGGCUAUGUUCAUGACGCGCAGUGCAUUGUGUACCGUGGACCUGACGUUAAGUACUGGGGCCGCGACAUCUGCUACGGCUACAACGAGGAUACCUUGACCAUCUACGAUGUGACCGAGAAGAACAGCACCAACAUCAUCUCUCGUACCACUUACGAGGGUGCGACCUACACCCACCAGGGCUGGGUUAUUGAUCCCAACUGGCAGGACUUCUUGGUUUUGGACGACGAGAUUGACGAGAGGAACAAGACUGGCCCGGCGGCUGACGGUUUCCCUGGUACCGUCCGCAGUGUCGACCACAACCAAUUUAUCCACCGCGGUCUGGCGUACCAGAGCAACUAUGGCGCUGGGCUUCGUAUCCUGGACAUCUCAUCCAUUCGAUGGGAUCCCACAGCCAAGAACGUCAAGGAGAUUGCCUACUUUGACAUCUUUCCGGAAGACGACAAUGAGCCUGGCGGUGGAGCAAACAACUACACUGGUACUUGGAGCCAUUACCCGUACUUCAAGAGUGGCUACAUUGUCAUCAACACUAUUGAGCGUGGCGUUUGGGUUGUGAAACGAUCCAACCCCUGGUGGUGGCCUUGGUAA